Messenger RNA from Thamnophis elegans (Western terrestrial garter snake), 1170 nucleotides. RefSeq names its product peptidylprolyl isomerase H (gene PPIH). Gene Ontology annotation, biological process: protein folding; protein peptidyl-prolyl isomerization. Gene Ontology annotation, cellular component: intracellular membrane-bounded organelle. Gene Ontology annotation, molecular function: peptidyl-prolyl cis-trans isomerase activity. Lineage: Eukaryota; Metazoa; Chordata; Lepidosauria; Squamata; Natricidae. The record is from RefSeq and is a predicted model, not a curated record.
AUGGCGGUGCUGGCUUCCAACCCCAACAACCCCGUAGUCUUCUUCGAUGUCACCAUCGGCGGGCAGGAGGUGGGCCGCAUGAAGGUGGAGCUCUUCGCCGACGUGGUGCCCAAGACGGCCGAGAACUUCAGGCAAUUUUGCACGGGGGAAUUCAGGAAAGACGGUGUUCCCAUCGGUUACAAAGGCAGCACUUUUCACAGGGUUAUAAAGGACUUCAUGAUCCAAGGAGGCGAUUUUGUAAACGGAGAUGGCACUGGAGUGGCCAGCAUCUAUCGGGGACCCUUUGCCGAUGAGAACUUCAAGUUGAAGCACUCGGCGCCCGGCUUGCUCUCCAUGGCCAACAGCGGCCCCAGCACCAACGGCUGCCAGUUCUUCAUCACCUGCUCCAAGUGCGACUGGCGAGGGAAACACGUGGUUUUCGGUAAAAUAAUUGAUGGGCUUCUAGUCAUGAGGAAAAUAGAGAACGUGCCCACCGGCCCGAAUAACAAACCGAAACUCCCCGUGGUGAUUGCCCAGUGUGGAGAGAUGUAGGUAGGUGCUACCAUAGUUUCUGCAACCAAAGCGGCCUCUAAAAGGCUCCCUGGGAAGCGGGGGUGGGGGGGGGAGGUAACAUCAUCAGUGUUAAUGGCUGGCUGGGGAAUUCUAAGAACUCGAGUCCUCCGCGGGUCUUAAAAGUUGCCAAGGUUGGACCACCCUGGUCUACGCAGAGCAUUUCCAGGCGUCUGCGGUGCAGGUCCAAACUGUAGCCAUCUUUCUUGCCCCUGGCGUGGAGGACUGGCAGCCCAUGUGGCCUCUCAGCCGCAGGGAGCUGCUGGAGGAGGAUUCGAACGUGGAACCGCACGUACGGAGCAAAGCAUGCAGUUUCCUUGUUGCUUUAACUUGGCACAAAGUUCUCGCUCUCCAGAAGCGGGUCUGUGCCUGGGAGCCUCUCCUCCUCCCCAUCGAGCGUGUCGCCACUUAGGAGGCUGCCAAUGCCAGAUUCUGCGUCGGCUUCAAAUCUGGAGAAAGUCCAGCCCUGGAGGCUUUAACGGUUUGCCUCUUUCCUGAUUCCAGGUUCGUUUUUCUUUGUCCAGGAUGCCAAGCAGUUCCUGGCCGCUCAUCCUUCCUCCACAUUCCACGUCGUCUGUCCCCCCCACCCUUUUGUAAAUAAAGAGAUUUUCUUAAAAUGUC